UGUUCGGGCGCGGAGUGAAAAGAGCGCGGGAGAUCCGAAGUGCGGAAAGUGCAAGUGGCGCGAAGGUACAGUUCGCCGGUGCAGGAACAGAAAACUAACCUCGGACUUCACGUGAGUGCAGCUACUUUUCGGCCGAACCUCCGGACUCCGGACGAGCCAUGGACUGAUGGACUGUCGGGAAGCGAGCAGCUGAGUACGCGCGCACAUACGUGCACAUCGGUCGAAAUGGAUGCACGGAGCGAGUCGAGUGGUGUCGCAAAACGUCCGGAUGCCGCGAGUACGCGCACGCUGCGACGUAAUCAGGAGACGGACAAUCCUUGCUACAAGGAGCACCUCCAGUCCCUGAGAUGCCUCGACUCCAACCAGACAGACCGCAGCGCGUGCGAGCCGUACUUUGUCAAUUACAAGAACUGUAAAAAAUUCUGGAAUACCGUAAGGGAAGACCGCAAGCUGAAAGGCAUCAAGCCGUAUCUGCCGCCCUUGGAGGAACGCGUCAAGAUUAAGGCCGACUUCCUAAACUCCAAGAGGUGAUAGAUGUGGACACGCCUUGCUUUGUAAAAAUAUCCUUUAUUUCGUGAUAUCCCUCGCGAUUGCCUCGCAGUAUCACGUCUGUAAUAUAUAUUACGUAUGUAUAUAGUCCAACAAAGUUUACAUGUAAGCUUGAAACAUAUUAAACCCACGUUGGAAAGAAA
This is a messenger RNA of Vollenhovia emeryi, 692 nucleotides long. Its product is annotated as coiled-coil-helix-coiled-coil-helix domain-containing protein 7. Lineage: Eukaryota; Metazoa; Arthropoda; Insecta; Hymenoptera; Formicidae. The transcript has 3 exons. The coding region runs from base 226 to 531 and encodes 101 amino acids. The record is from RefSeq and is a predicted model, not a curated record.